AUGCAGGGUGUCUCCACCGUCCUCGACACGCGGCGAGGAGAGCGGCUGCCGCCGAGCGCGGCGUCGGUGCAGCUGGGCAGGUACUGCGCCGCGUUCGGUUGGGUGCUCAAGGCGAGGCUGCGCGAGGGCGACGAGGUGGCGGACGUACUGGGCGCGGUGCUGCCCGCCGCAGAGGCGGAUUGGCUUGCCUCGCGGCGCAACGUUCCCGUCGAGCUCAUCGGCUGCAUGCGGCGCACCGUGUAUGCCGAGUACGAGCGUGGCCGCGUGCCGGCGCAUGUGCACUACAAGCUCGAGGACGACCUGCGCCAGCUCGACCUCGUCGUCGGCGGCUGCGAGCGCCUCCUCGCGCGCCCAUCCCCGCUCGCAGCUUUCCUCUCCUUGAAUCGCGGCUUAUCGCGCGCUAGGCGAGCUUCUACGCGCGCCCCGUUCGCAGCUUUCUCUUUUUGGAGUCGCACCCUCUCGGCUCCUUUAGGCGAGCGCCUGUUUGCGAGCCCGAUCCCGCCGACCAUGUCUCGGCACGUCGUCCGCUCACUGGCGCUCUGGCUGCUCACGCUGCCGGUGGUGCUGGUGGGGCAGCUCUCGCCGCCGUUGGUCCUCUUUUACGUCGCCGCCACGUCGUACAUCUACGUCGGCAUCGAGGAGCUCGGCGUGCAGGUCGAGCAGCCGUUCGACAUCCUGCCGAUGUUCCAGAUGGCGCACGUCAUCGCCAGCUCCGCCGAGGACGCGCUCGUGGCGCAGGCAGAGUGA
Molecule: messenger RNA, 747 nt
Organism: Emiliania huxleyi CCMP1516
Lineage: Eukaryota; Haptophyta; Isochrysidales; Noelaerhabdaceae
Exons: 2
Coding region: 1-747 (248 amino acids)
Molecular function (GO): chloride channel activity
Source: RefSeq, a predicted model, not a curated record